ACAGGUGAACUCAUUUCUCUUUCCUCCGCCUAAGCACUGCUCACGGCUUUCCAGCUACCGCAGGAAAAACAGCUGCGAUGGCUUGUGACUGACCUCGCACAUCCCCUCCGAAUGCUCAGCCGACAGGGACACACUACGCCCUCUCGCUACGGAGAAGCGCCCUCGGGGCGGAGGCAGCAAACAGGCGAUCGUCCGCGCCCGUUUCCGCGGCAACCGCCGCCCUAUCCACCCCGCACCACCAGACCCACGGCUACGAGAGGUGAAGACCGAGAGGAAGGUGGAAGGGGCCGCUGCGACCGCUCGGCCCAGCAGCGCUCCGCGCCCUCCGGCGGAGGGGGACUCGGGCGGGGGCAAGGCCACCACAGCUCCGCCGUUUCCACGGAAACCCAGGCGCGGGCCGCGCUCACCACACAAAGGGGACCCACGGGCGGCAGGAAAUUUCUCGGCGGCUACGGAAGAAAAGGCGAGAGGGGGCCGGGCGCCGGCGGGCGAGACGCAGCCCGGCAGCGACUACAUCGGGGAACUUCUGCCCGCAGCCCGCCUCCCGCCGCGCCGCGCCCGCAGCCCGCCAGCGGCAGCCCACCCCUCCCGCGCACAGCCGGCACAGGACGCCGGCGGACGCCAGUUUUGGCGAGAGGGCUGGGUCUGGUUCUGGGUGGCUUUUUCCAAGCGGGGCGCCCCGCCGGCCGGAGCAGGAUGGCCCCACACCUGAGGAGCUCGCUGGUCGCCAGCGGACAAAAGCACGUACCUGGCGCCGCCGGGCCUUGGCAUGCGCGUCGCGCUGAGGCGCCGGGAGCGGGCGUGCGGCGGGCGGCAGGCGAGCCGCGCCAACGGCCGCUAGUUUGCACCGCCGGGCGGCGGCGGGCUCGGGCGGGGCCGCCAGGCUCCACCCGCCGGGCGGCUCUGGGAAGCACGGUGUGCCCCUCGCCCGCCCGCCCCGCCGCCGCGAUGUCACUUCCUCCCGGGGCGGCGGGCAGCGCGACCCCUCCCCACGCUGGCUUUGCCUGCCCCUCGGGGCGAUGUCCGACGGAGAGUGGAGCGGAGCCAGGUGCCUGAGCUGACGAGCCGUCGACCCUUGUGGCGGCGAACGAGGGCUUGAUUAAAAUGAAGACAUCUACGUGGAGCACUUUAAUUGAUGGCUCAGAGGACUGGUUUUAGAGACUCAGGUAUGUGCAGAUGACAGAGCAGAAAUUUUACACAUGCACACCCCUGUGGUAAGAAGAAAUCUUGCAGCUCCAAUCAAGCACUGUUCAGAGAGUGACAAAACAGAAGCAAAUGCAGAGAAAUGAUAGAGGGAUGGAGUCCCUCCAGUUCAGCAAAGGAAUUUUCCCAUACUGGUCUAGGAGCCUCCAGUGUUGCUGUGCUUUAUUUAGGACUCCACGGACAAUGACUGUAAGUGCAAUGAUAGUUUUCUGCAUUUUUUCCCUCAAACAAUAAAGGAAAAGUUGUUCAACACUUCA
Pogoniulus pusillus (Red-fronted tinkerbird) is the source of this 1460-nucleotide messenger RNA. RefSeq names its product collagen alpha-2(I) chain-like. NCBI's taxonomy places the organism in Eukaryota, Metazoa, Chordata, Aves, Piciformes, Lybiidae. The coding region runs from base 112 to 1056 and encodes 314 amino acids. The transcript has 3 exons. The record is from RefSeq and is a predicted model, not a curated record.